Molecule: messenger RNA, 3956 nt
Organism: Electrophorus electricus (electric eel)
Lineage: Eukaryota; Metazoa; Chordata; Actinopteri; Gymnotiformes; Gymnotidae
Source: RefSeq, a predicted model, not a curated record
UGUAGGGACCAUCCUUGCCUUCAGUUCUGCUCGCACGGCAGGACCCCAGCAGGGUCCGCUACAACGAUACAUACAGUGGACACUUUUAACGGAUUUAUUUCUUUUUUGUGUGUGUCUUUUGUCAAGAGGCUACGUCGUGUGAGCUGCCCCGAAACUCUGGAGCGAGGUGCACAUCCUGCGAGGAGAAGGAGGGCGAUGGUGGGAAGAAUGGACAAAAGCUACAAGUAGCGCAGCUGUAGAGCUGUGCAGUAGGACCAGCGUGUGUGGCUGAGGGCGUGAGAGGGCACGCGUCACCAUGACGAUGAAGGGCUUGUCCUCCAGCUGCAGCCACGCCCCCCCCCUCGCGCACCGCGACCCCUCCUACGACUCCCUGGCCCCGCGCCCCGUGCGCCACCCGUACCUCCUCCCCCAGGCCGAGGCCCUGCCCGCGGACCACGCCUACCGCGCCGUCCGCCAGGCCGAGGCCCUGCCCGCGGACCACGCCUACCGCGCCGUCCGCCAGGCCGAGCUGGCCAGCAGUACGUUCCCCCGGCGGCGCGCGCUGAAGAGCGAGCCGGCCGCGGCGGCAGAGUGCGCAGGGCCGUCCGGGUGCGCCCCCUGCGGGCCGCCCCUGGCCGAGCAGUUUGAGCGGCAGCGGCCGGUGCGGCGGGACGGCUACCACACGCUGCAAUACAAGCGCGCGGCCGCUCUGGAGCACCAGCGCGCCGACAGCCCCGGACGCAUCCGCCACCUCGUGCACUCCAUGCAGAAGCUCUUCACCAAGUCCCACUCGCUGGAGGGGCCAGGCCAGCGCAGCCCGAACGGGGGCGAGGCCGUCGGCGCCACGCCCGCUGAGGCCCUGCCCACCGCCCCGGCUGCCGCCCACCCCGACGUCUCCGCGCCUGCCCGGGCGCACAUUGCCAAGCGCCCCAAAAGCAAGGAGAGGAGCCGCUCGGAACCCAAGCCCCACGCGCGCACGUCGGCCUCGGGGUACUGGAGCUCGGACGACACCCUGGACCGAGACGUUUGCCUCCACCAUCAACACCAUCACCACCACGUGCACCACCAGCCCUCGGGGAUCAUGACCAUGGGUCGCCACCCGGGCAAGCCGCACUACUUCCUGGAGCACACCUACAGCACGCUCGGAGGGGGGCGCGCGUCCCUGAAGACCUCGAGAAGCAAUAACGACGUGGGCGCGUGCGCUGCCUGCUCGGCGCCACCAGGGGGCGUCAGGGCAGAGCACGGCAGGCCAGUGGUGAAGAAGAACUCGUGGUCCAGCACGCUGACGGUGAGCAGGGCUCGGGAGGUCUACCAGAAGGGGCCGCUCAAUGCGGAUAAAGCGCUGGUCAAAGCACAGACCUGCCAACAGGGACGAACCUGCCAGUUCCUACAGGUACCUCAGGACGAGUGGAGCGGGUUCUCUGCUCUGAGCCGGGACGAGGAGAUCCCGUGCAGACGCAUGCGUAGCGGCAGCUACAUGAAGGCCAUGGCGGAGGAUGACAGCGCCGAGUCAGACUGCAGCCCCAGGCCCUCGCCCAAGGCACAAGCGCGGAGAGCCAGCUACCUGAGAGCCACACAGCCCUCGCUCACGGAGAUGACCACGCUCAAGAUCAGCACAGAGACCCACUCUCCCAAACUGCAGAUUCGGAGCCACAGCUACCUGCGAGCGGUGAGUGAGGUGUCCAUCAACCGCAGUUUGGACAGCCUGGACCCAGCAGGCCUUCUGGCUUCGCCCAAAUUCCGCUCCCGAAACGAAAGCUACAUGCGUGCCAUGAGCACCAUCAGCCAGGUGAGCGAGGUUGAAGUGAACGGGAAGAUCGAGGCCGUGUGUGAGAGCGUCUUCAGUGAGAUGGAGUCCCAGGCUGUGAAAGCCCUGGACCUGCCUGUUUCCGGAAGCUUCCGCAUGCGCAGCCACAGCUAUGUGCGCGCCAUCGAGAAGGGCUGCUCACACGACGAAGACAAGGAGGAGGAGGGUGGGCGUGUAGCACGGCAGACCAUCUCACCACCCCGCACCACCACCACAGUCCGCACUAUACAGAGCAGCACAGUGGCGUCAUGCAUCACCACCUACAAGAAGGCCCCGCCUCCCGUCCCGCCCCGGAUGGCACCCACCCGGCCGUACAUCUCCAUCACCACGCAGAGCAGCACGGAGUCGGCGCAGGACGCUUACAGCGAGCUGGGCGGCGGCGGCGGGGGUGGGGCUAGCCGGGCUCUGGCCGCCGCCCAUCCCAACCUCAGCAACUCCACGGAGAGCAUUGACAGCAUGAAGGCACUCACAGCGGCCAUCGAGGCGGCCAACGCCCAGGUCCACGGGCCUGCCAGCCAGCACGUGACCAACAGCACCGUCACAAUAACCGCAGCCAAGACCACAGCUAACAUCACCCACGUAUCUCAGGACGGCAAGAGAGACACGCUGAGGAAGUGUCUGUCCAUAGGUGUACAGGUGGAUGGUCCUGCAGAGACUGCCGGGUCAGAACACUGCAAGUUUCAGUCAGUGGGCAUUCAAGUAGAGGAGGAGAGAUGUUACCGCAGAGUCACCCGCUCCGACAGCGUCAGUGCCGGUGUGCAGGCCGACCUGGACUUGGUGCAGGAGGGGGGCGGCGAGCCGGCCCACCCCACCCAGGCCAGGCCCCUGGACCCCACCCCUGCUGCUCGCCAGUUGUCCCGGGACGCGGCCACCUCCACGGUCAGCAUCCAGGGCUCAGGGAAUCACUACCACGCCUGUGCCCAGGACGACUACUCAACGGUGGGCUUCGACCCGUCCGUGUUACCCCCACCCGAGCCGUGGAUGGACCCGGGGACGGCCGAAGAGGAGCCAUGCCUGGGGGGCAGGGCUGGGGCCACCUCGCCGUACCCCAGGGACGGACGCUGGUUCCUCAAGCUGCUGCAGGCGGAGGUGCAGAGGAUGGAGGGAUGGUGCCAGCAGAUGGAGCAGGACGAGCGCGACAAUGAGCUGCCCGAGGACAUUCUGGGGAAAAUCCGGAGUGCAGUCGGUAGUGCUCAGUUGCUGAUGUCACAGAAGUUCCAGCAGUUCCGAGUGCUAUGUGAGGAGAACCUGAACCCCAACGCCCACCCACGGCCGGUGUCGCAGGAUCUCGCAGGAUUCUGGGACAUGCUCCAGCUGUCCAUUGAGAACAUCAGUCUAAAGUUUGAUGAGUUACACCAGCUCAAAGCCAACAACUGGAGAUCCCUGGAACCACCUGAGCAAAAGCAGAGGCGGUUACCUCCUCCGGUGCCGAAGAAGCCGGCCAAGUGCGCCGCCCUGCUGGUGAGGGACCGCUCCCUGGAGGGCUCGCAGCGGCAGGAGGCGCGCAAGCGUCUGCUGGCAGCUAAACGGGCGGCCGCCACGCUGCGGCAGAACUCUGCCGGCGAGUGCACAGACAGCAUCGAGAUCUACAUCCCAGAGGCCCAGACGCGUCUCUGAAACGCCACGGGUCACACGCACACCUACACACAAAAGCACUGAAAACAGUGACCAAGGCAGGGUAGCUGUAAUCUAAUCACUGCUCUCUCUCUCUGCUUCUGUAAGAGAGGAGAGGUUUUACACUGUGGAAUUCUGGGAGUUUGGGACUUGCUCACUCAGAUCUAGCCAACUCACUCCUUUGUUGGCCUCCCAAAGACAGUUUCCAAACUUGUAGCAGCCAUUUUAGGUCAUUCAGUUGUGUAAGCGUAUAUACAUAUCCACCAUAAGAAAAGUUUUAAAACAUGCUACCCCAUUAAAAAGCCAGCACAGCAAUCAAAGGUUUUCACUCAUAUGCAGCUUCAGUGUGUGUGUGUGUGUGUGUGUCGCCCUGUCUCCUGGGACUGGGCGAAACUCCCGCUAGCUUCUCUCCUUUCCCCUUUCUAGUUACCUCCCUGUCUUAAGUUCCCUUUCUGCCUGCAGACCUCCACCUUCUCCAGUGCACGCCUAACGCCCCGCACUCGUCUCGCUCCUCCGCUCCUCCGUCUCUCGCCCUGCUGCAUCUCCUUUCUUCCUC